Asparagus officinalis (garden asparagus) is the source of this 1074-nucleotide messenger RNA. RefSeq names its product MADS-box transcription factor 50-like. Bases 193 to 843 code for a protein of 216 amino acids. The transcript has 8 exons. Gene Ontology annotation, molecular function: DNA-binding transcription factor activity, RNA polymerase II-specific; RNA polymerase II cis-regulatory region sequence-specific DNA binding; protein dimerization activity. NCBI's taxonomy places the organism in Eukaryota, Viridiplantae, Streptophyta, Magnoliopsida, Asparagales, Asparagaceae. Gene Ontology annotation, biological process: positive regulation of transcription by RNA polymerase II. The record is from RefSeq and is a predicted model, not a curated record. Gene Ontology annotation, cellular component: nucleus.
UUCCUUACCUUGUUUUAUGCUUUUGUUAUAUUUUCUCUCUGGAGGUCUCUCCUCAGGUGAAAAGACGAAUAAGGAAAGAGGGAGGGUUUGGGGUUUUGGGGGUUCCUCAUUAUAACUUCCCACAAAAAUCCCACCCUCAGCUGUUCAAUUUUGGCUCUUUGUCUUGUUUCCAUUUCUGAGGAGGAGAAAAAAAUGGUGAGGGGAAAAACUGAGAUGAGGAGGAUAGAGAACGCGACGAGCAGGCAAGUGACGUUCUCGAAGAGGAGGAGCGGGCUCUUGAAGAAGGCGUUCGAGCUCUCCGUUCUCUGCGAUGCCGAGGUCGGACUAAUCGUCUUCUCGCCUCGAGGAAAGCUCUACGAGUUCUCCAGCGCCAGCAUGCAAAAGACAAUUGAACGUUACAAGCUGCAUGUUGAAGACAAUAGCAACAACACCGCAGCCGCAGAACAUGACAUUCAGCAAAGGAAGCAAGAAGCUACUAGCAUGGCAAAGAAGAUUGAACUUCUUGAGUCUUCAAAAAGGAAGCUCAUGGGGGAAAACCUGCCAUCAUGUUCAAUUGAGGAACUACAUGAGUUAGAGAAUCAGCUAGAGAGAAGUAUUAGGAACAUCAGAGGAAGGAAGAAUUACCUGCUAGAGGAGCAUAUUUCGAAACUUAAAGAACAGGAAAGAAUUUUAUUAGAGGAGAACGCUGCAUUGCGCCAACAGCUGGGAGAGCCUCUUUUAAAUGCAUCUGCUUCGAAGGAAGCAGGUUCUAGUGACGACACUAACGAGCACACGGACGUUGAGACGGAUUUGUACAUUGGCUGGCCUGAUAGAGUAACUUCAAAGUGCAUGUUGCAAAGCUGAGCUGCAGCAUUCUGAUCACAGGAAACUGUGUUUAUGUAUUCAUAUAGAACAUAUAUACGCGCUGCUAUAGAAUAAAUAAGUGAUGAAAUGAUUUUUUUUUUAAAAUUAUUGUCACUGCUUGUUGUAACUUCCCGAUUAAAGCGGAGGGGCAAAUAAUAGAUUUAAUUAGUGCAAAUUGUAUAUUAUGUGACAAUUGUCCAUGUUCAUAAUUAUCAGAAUAAAAAUAAUUUA